AUGUACACAGCUGAGCACCUGCUGGCGAAUGCAGCCGGUCAGGCUCUCGCGAAGCGAAGCGCUGAUGAAAUGCCGCAGGCGUGGGAUGCACUCAAUCGCUACAUCUCCGAAGUUUUCGGCAAGAAACAGACAUUGAACGUGUCGAAUUUCUGCAGAAUCGGCUGGAAGGUGGAAGACGGCUUGCACCAAGUCCAAAUGAGGCCACACUUCAACAUCUCCGAGGCCUUUGCUCGGAGCUGCCGCGCAGACUCGCGGUCCCAGCUGCACGCACCGCCAAGCCUCACCUUUGUGGAGGAGUUCAACUUCAGUAAAUGUGCGCUUCGAUUCUCCGAGGGGCUAUCCAAAGACCGCUUGUUCAUGUGUUUGCGGGCCAUCAUUCAGCAACUGACAGAGGCGAUCGCAUCCGGGCGCGAGGUGAGCAUAGAGAUGGAGGUGGGCACGCUUCGCUCCUCACACCGGGUGGUCACCUUCAACUUUUUGGCGGAGUUCUUUGCCCAAGUGGGCUUGCAGGUGCCGCCAGAAGCGGCCUCCAAGCAAGACUACCAGCCGUCCAACACCUUCGCUCCUCCUUCCAAGGAUGCUUUGUCCCUCACCGUGGGCGCCGGCCAGUUCCUCGGCACGGUCAAAGCCACGGACCUUGGCGGCUUCCGUGACACGAGCGUCGGUGCUCCUGUGAGCUCGCUGGGAACCAGCGGCAUCUCCAAAGAGGAGCUCGCACAGAGGGAGGCAAGAGACCGGCACUUGGCUGGGAUAAGCGAAGAGGCAGAGCAGGUAUUUCAGCAGAAGGAGCUUUGGGAGCACCACAUGAGGCGAUGCAUCGAGGAAGAGAAGAAGGAUAUUGACUGGAGACAUUCAAUGGAGAAAGACCACAAGCAGAUGCUGAAGGGCCAGAUCAUCGAAGCACGAGAGCAGCGGGCAACAUCCAAGCGGCUGCAUGUGGAGCAGGCCUCAACGCACGACUUCCCGGAUUUCACAAAGCCGACAGACAUCUCUGUGCAGGACUACGUUGUGGAGCGCAAGAUGCACCUGAAGGACGAUCUAGACCAGCAGGUGAAUCUAAAGAGGAGGCAAAAGGAGCAAAGGAAGGCUUUGGAGCACGAAUUGGACCGCAUCAACAAUCUGGCAUGCCACAGGGACUUGGCCCAGCAAAAGCUUCGAGAGCGCGACAAAGGCCGCCAGGCUUUGCAGGAGUGCCUGCAGUCCUGGGAAGAUACCAAGCGCAUUCGGGAAGCGCAGAAGGCCAUCCAUGAGUUCAAGAAGAGACCCAGCGCGUCCCGGUCCGGCCUGGUGGACAUGCUGACCGGCCUGCGGACGUCUGAAGGCUCACUCAGUGCGCGAGAAAGGACUCCAAUGAGUUCUCUCCAAGUCCAAGAUGCACCGUUGACGGACAGAGCGAGGCAUGUGCACCUCCCAGAAGUGCCCGCAACGCCAAGUGACCUCUCCAUUCCGCUCUCCAGCCGUCCCACCACCGGCUCGGUGCGGCGUUUCCCCAUCUCGGCAGCGGCAAAUUUGGCUUUGACAAAGCAGCGCUUGAAGGAUCGAGGGAUGAUGUGA
Messenger RNA from Effrenium voratum, 1554 nucleotides. The record is from the annotation of a GenBank genome assembly. NCBI's taxonomy places the organism in Eukaryota, Dinophyceae, Suessiales, Symbiodiniaceae.